This is a messenger RNA of Perognathus longimembris pacificus (Pacific pocket mouse), 747 nucleotides long. It is a transcript of the gene Pierce1, whose product is annotated as piercer of microtubule wall 1. Gene Ontology annotation, biological process: axoneme assembly. The coding region runs from base 183 to 692 and encodes 169 amino acids. Gene Ontology annotation, cellular component: axonemal microtubule. The record is from RefSeq and is a predicted model, not a curated record. Lineage: Eukaryota; Metazoa; Chordata; Mammalia; Rodentia; Heteromyidae. The transcript has 3 exons.
CAAGGCCUGCCCAUGCCGGCCAGGCUCGGCCCUGCACCUGCGCCUUUAAGGACCAGAACCUUCCAGGUCAGGUGACCCCGUCGCCUAGCAACAGGACGCUGUGCUUUUGCUGCACCCCAAGGCCAAGCUACGGACUCUUAGGGGGACUUUGGCUGUGGGGAGUUUUUCCUUUUAGAGACCAGAUGUCGGGGGAACACCCCCAAGAGUGCAAGGAAAUCCCCAAGUGUGCGGAACACCCCCCCACCUGCGAGACACCCCCCCGAGAGUGUAAGGUGAGCGCCCCCCGGUGCGAAGAACACCCCGAAGAAUGCGCGAAGCCCGUGACACCCGGGGCCAAGGCCCCGGAGAAGACCAGCGACUACUACCACGUGAGCCAGCGCCUGCCAGUCAGGUUCAACCACCCCGCCUGCUUUCAGGGCUACAGCAGCCGGGAGGCCGUCUCCGUGUACCGGACGAGCAACCAGACCUACGGGAGCAGAGCGCCCACUGUGCACGAGAUGCCGAAAGAAUAUUACCCAACUUCAAACAAGUUUUCCAAACAGCAGGCAGCGUGUGGAAUGUUCCAGAGCAAUGCUUUCAACGUCUACCUGGAGAGGAGCGUCGUGACGGGUCCUGACAACUAUAUCACCCCCUGCGACCGGCUCAACUUCCACCCUAGUUACAAUGCCAACAGGCCGUCCUUCUGUGACUGAGGGCCACUGCCCCCCGAAAUCCCCCACGCCCGCCAGCCACUGCCUUCCCGAGGCC